Apodemus sylvaticus (European woodmouse) is the source of this 1677-nucleotide messenger RNA. RefSeq names its product dihydrodiol dehydrogenase (gene Dhdh). NCBI's taxonomy places the organism in Eukaryota, Metazoa, Chordata, Mammalia, Rodentia, Muridae. The transcript has 7 exons. Gene Ontology annotation, biological process: D-xylose catabolic process. Gene Ontology annotation, molecular function: D-xylose 1-dehydrogenase (NADP+) activity; nucleotide binding. The coding region runs from base 41 to 1045 and encodes 334 amino acids. The record is from RefSeq and is a predicted model, not a curated record.
UCGGCCCCGCCCCCAGCUCCGCAGAAGGAAGACGUCCGUAAUGGCGGUGCGUUGGGGCAUCGUGUCGGCUGGCUUAAUCGCCAGAGACUUCACCACCGUGCUGAGCUCACUGCCUCCCUCGGAGCACCAGGUGGUAGCAGUAGCUGCGAGGGACCUGAACCGGGCGGAGGAGUUUGCACGGAAAUACAACAUCCCCAAGGCCUAUGGCUCCUACGAGGAACUGGCCAAGGACCCAAACGUGGAGGUGGCUUACAUCGCCACCCAGCACCCCCAGCACAAGCCGGCGGUACUCCUCUGCCUGGCAGCAGGCAAGGCUGUCCUUUGUGAGAAACCCAUGGGCGUGAAUGCAGCAGAGGUUCGGGAAAUGGUUGCCAAGGCCCGUUCUCAAGGUGUCUUCCUUAUGGAGGCCAUUUGGACCCGGUUUUUUCCUGCCAUGGAGACUCUGAGGGAAGUUUUGGUCCAAGGAAAGAUCGGAGACCUACGAGUGGCCCGGGCAGAAUUGGGGUUUGAUAUGAUAUCUAUUAUGCCCCGGGCCACAGACUGGAACCAGGCGGGCGGUGGUCUGCUGGAUUUAGGCAUCUACUGUGUCCAGUUUCUCUCCAUGGUCUUUGGUGCACAGAAACCAGAGAAGAUUUCAGCUGUCGGGAGGAUCUUUGAAACAGGAGUGGACGACACUGUCAGUGUGCUACUUCAGUUCCCAGGAGGGGUUCAAGGUAGCUUCACCUGCAGCAUCUCCUCCAACCUCCCCAACACAGCAUAUGUGACUGGUACCAAGGGCAUGGCCCAGAUUCUCGGAACAUGCUUCCCAACAGAGCUGGUGGUGAACGGAGAGCGGAAGGAGUUCCCUCCGCCUGACCUCGGGAAAGAGUUCCAUUAUGUAAAUGGAUCGGGCAUGCUCUAUGAAGCCAACCACGUCCGUGAGUGCCUGCGUAAAGGUCUAAAGGAGAGUCCUAUAGUUCCUCUGGCAGAGAGUGAGCUCUUGGCUGAAAUCCUUGAAGAGGCGAGGAAGGCCAUCGGAGUCACCUUCCCCCAGGAUAAAUGUUGAUGCAGCUCCUGGGGUGGAUAUGACAUGUUGCAGGGAUCCAGCCGGGCAGUGGUGGCGCACGCCUUUAAUCCCAGCACUUGGGAGGCAGACGCAGGUAGAUUUUUGAGUUCGAGGCCAGCCUGGUCUAUACAGAGAAACCCUGUCUCGGAAUGAAAGGAUAGAAAAUAAUACAGCCUAACUCUAAUGACCCUAAUAAAUCAGGAGUUUAAAAUGCUAUCUCGCUUUGUUAGAAACUAGGUAAAAGGUCACAUUCCAGAGCCUGCCCUUUGUUUAGACCUAGCAGAAAGGCCUUGAAUAGGUGAUCCUGGCCCCAUAGGGUAACUGAAAAUGGGCUAAGCUUAUCUUCACGCAGCUGUAGACACUAUAGGAAACUAAUUGGUCCACUGAGCGCGGGCUCCGAUAAUUUAAACUGAUUGGCCUAAAAACUAUGGAGUGGUACAAAUCAAUUGGCUCACAUUUCACGGGCUCUCCAUGCUAAGAAAUGAUUGGUUUGUGAUUCGCGGGCUCUGUCGUAAACUUAUAAAAGCUGUCGCAAUUUGGCACUCAGGGUCCAUAGUCCUCUGACCCUGCGUGGUGUACGGCUAUGGAACCCAGAAUUCUGGAAUAAAGAAAUCCUCAUGCUAUUGCAUUGA